Electrophorus electricus (electric eel) is the source of this 3020-nucleotide messenger RNA. RefSeq names its product POU class 3 homeobox 3b (gene pou3f3b). The record is from RefSeq and is a predicted model, not a curated record. Gene Ontology annotation, cellular component: nucleus. NCBI's taxonomy places the organism in Eukaryota, Metazoa, Chordata, Actinopteri, Gymnotiformes, Gymnotidae. Gene Ontology annotation, biological process: brain development; regulation of transcription by RNA polymerase II. Gene Ontology annotation, molecular function: DNA-binding transcription factor activity, RNA polymerase II-specific; RNA polymerase II cis-regulatory region sequence-specific DNA binding.
UCAUGUGUCCUCGAGCGCUGAGGGAGGGACAGAGCGGAGCUAACUGUCAGAGGGGUAGAGAGAGAGAGAGAGAGAGAGAGAGAGAGAGAGAGAGAGAGAGAGAGAGAGAGAACAAGCGAAUGAGAAAGAAGGCUUGCAACGUUGCCUCGCGCUGUAAUACUGGAUUGUACUUCAGCUCGAGCGGCUUGGCAGGUUUAAACACAUCAAAACAGAACAAAGACGCGGACUCUGCUGCACCAUAAAAGAAUCCGCAAACGGAGAGAAAAAGGCGCCCGGAUCAAGAGAAAAACACUGCGUCCAAAUUACAAAAGAAUUCGGGAAGAGUCACGCUUACAUUUUCCCACUCGGCGACCGUGCGUUCAUUUGGACCGUAUUUCUGAGGACAAAUAUCAACGUGCUGCACCAACAGAAGUUUGAGGGGGAAAGUUUUGCAGCGGUUUUUAAAAAAUAAUUUAUUUGUUUUUAAAGAAUUAGCAAAAGCAUCAUAAGCGCGAAGGACUGUGUGUGAAAUUUACAUAAAAAUAGGAAUUAUCGUUUAUAUUCAUUUCUAUGUCUGAAACAUAUGAAUAUUCAAAUUGCACAAUAUAGCCUACGGAUUUUGUAGUCUCUUCUUGUCCACAGUAUAUUUCUCCUGGCUUUUCCUGAUGCACUUCGAUGGUGUUCGCCAAAACACAGUUCAGACUUUUAAAGUUUGAAUAAUUCAUGAGAUACAGUUUGCCUGCAAUAAAAAAAAAAGUUUGUGCAAAAGGGAGGGGGUAAUCAACAGACGGAAUGGCAACGGCGACGUCCAACCCGUAUCUACCAAGCAGUAGUAUAUUAUCGUCCGGCUCGAUCGUGCACUCGGACGCCGGAGGCGGUGUCAUGCAGCCGGGCAGCGCUGCGGUAACCUCGGUGUCCGGUGGGUAUCGGGGCGACCCGACAGUUAAAAUGGUCCAAAGUGAUUUCAUGCAGGGCGCGAUGGCAGCGACCAACGGGGGACAUAUGCUUAGCCACGCGCACCAGUGGGUGACGUCCUUGCCUCACGCGGCCGCCGCCGCAGCGGCCGCCGCGGUAGCUGCCGCCGAAGCCGGAGCGCCCUGGUCGUCCAGUCCGGUCGGUAUGACGAGCAGCCCUCAGCAGCAGGACGUGAAAAGCAGCUCGAGAGACGAUCUGCACGCGGGGACGGCGCUGCACCACAGGCCCCCACAUUUAGGUCCCCACCAGAGUCACGCGGGGACCUGGGGGAGCACAGCCGCUGCGCAUAUCUCCCUAACGGGGAGCCAACAGCAGCAGCAGUCGCUCAUCUACCCGCAGCCAGGAGGCUUCACGGUCAACGGCAUGCUCACCCCAGGCGGCGGCCAAAGCCUGGUGCACCCGGGACUCGUGCGAGGCGACACCCCGGAGCUCGAGCACGGCAACCACCACCGCCACCAUCAUCCCCAGCACCAGCAUCACCAGCACCAGCAUCACGGCGUGAACAGCCACGAGCCGCACUCCGACGAGGACACGCCGACCUCAGAUGACCUGGAGCAUUUCGCCAAGCAGUUCAAGCAACGCCGGAUCAAGCUGGGAUUUACGCAGGCUGACGUGGGCUUGGCCCUGGGCACGCUCUACGGGAACGUUUUCUCGCAGACCACGAUCUGUCGGUUCGAGGCUCUCCAGCUCAGCUUUAAGAACAUGUGCAAGCUGAAGCCAUUGCUAAACAAAUGGCUCGAGGAAGCAGAUUCCUCCACGGGUAGCCCGACGAGUAUCGACAAGAUCGCAGCGCAGGGCAGGAAGCGAAAGAAGCGCACGUCCAUCGAAGUGAGCGUCAAGGGUGCGUUGGAGAGCCACUUUUUAAAAUGUCCCAAGCCUUCGGCCCAAGAGAUAAGCACCCUGGCCGACAACCUGCAGCUAGAGAAAGAGGUGGUGAGAGUGUGGUUUUGCAAUCGAAGACAGAAAGAGAAACGGAUGACGCCUCCGGGAGUGCCGCAGACGCCAGAGGAUGUGUACUCUCAGGUCGGCAACGGACAUUUUUUAGUAGAUUACUUAAAAGAUGCAAGUUUAAGUGGGCCGAGCGAGCCGGGCGACCAGAGGUUGACAGCCACAAGUUCGUUCCAUCAGGUAAUUUUGGCGCAUUAACUUCAACUGGAAAACCAAACCGGGCCCUAGAAAUGACGAGGCACAUGUCUGCCCCCAAACCCCUGCACACGUCUUGUGUUCGAGAGGCAACCGAAGUAGGCAAUUGUAUGUGAGCUGGGACGUUAUAUCCCCCACACCCCCACACCCCCAAAAAGGGGGGAAAUUCAACCACGCGGAGAGCAGUGACAUCCACGAGGCUUCCAAGCUAUUUUGCAGAGAAGACUGCAAGGUUUAAUUUUCCACAAACACAGACGGAAUGGGAUUUUUUUUUUCCUUGCCUUCGGGCCCCCGCUGAAAACUGCCCUCGCGUUCUGAUCUAUAAGAUCACAUCUUUUGAAGCAGUUUUUAUUGUAAAGAACUGAACUGAACGGAUUUUUUUUUUUUUUGAAGAAAAUAAAAUCAAAGACAGACAUUUGAAAAAAAGACUGACAAUUUCUCAGCUGCACUUAACCGAAAUCCUCCGCGAGCAUUCGUUGCCAGGAAGGCCCGAGCAGGAGUUGCGGAUGCUCCACGUGCUGCCAUUUCCCAGCAGUAUUCUUUGGUAGGUUUUAAUAAACAAGACUACGCAAAGCCGGCAAUAUAUAGAUUCAUUAGAUCAGAUACUGAUCGGAAUUAUUUACGUUAUAUUUUUCAUUAAAAUGCUUUGUUUUAAUAUUUUAUUCGGGAUACAUAUGAACUAUUCCAAACAGUAAUUUAUUUUCCCCAGACGUGUGUAAAAUGUUCUGUUCCCUGUUUUUGUUGUUGAACUUUUUUGUUUUGUUUCAUUUUUGUAUUAUCUUUUAUGAAGGAGCACAAAUCAAUAUGACUUUGGCAGUAGGUAACAAGGGUAUUUUGAUGUGAUGAUUUGAUUGUAAUUUAAUUUCAGUAGUGAUUCCGUAAGAGAUGAAUGAGAAUAAUAAAUUUGCUAGAAUGAAAAAGAU